Salvelinus namaycush (lake trout) is the source of this 807-nucleotide messenger RNA. RefSeq names its product leucine-rich repeat-containing protein 3B-like. The transcript has a single exon. The record is from RefSeq and is a predicted model, not a curated record. Gene Ontology annotation, molecular function: protein binding. Bases 1 to 807 code for a protein of 268 amino acids. Lineage: Eukaryota; Metazoa; Chordata; Actinopteri; Salmoniformes; Salmonidae.
AUGCUGCUGCUGGCAGAAUGGCUGCUGUGCCACUCCUUGGUGGCAUGCCUGCUGCUGCAUAGCCUGGCACUCAGCUCCACCACCGCGGGCCUCCACGGGGCGAACACCGGCUGCUCCGAGAGCUGCUACUGCUCCGAGUCGGCAGACGGCGGGAGGGUGGUGCGCUGCAGCAACAUGCGCCUGGCGGAGGUGCCGCAUGACCUGCCUAACGACACCCGCCGACUUUACCUGGACGGUAACCUCCUCACCACCAUCCCCGCCAACGCCUUUGCGGGGCUUCCUUUGCUCAACGAGCUGGACCUCUCCCACAAUGAGCUAACUCAGAUGGAACCGGGGGCCUUCCGGGGUCUGGUCCCCUCUCUCAGGAGCCUGGAUCUGUCCUCUAACAGACUGACCACCCUGGAGCCAGAGGUCCUGGGGGGCCUGAGGGCCCAGGCCAACCUCACCCACAACCCCUGGCACUGUGACUGCCGCCUCCAGGUGGCUAUGCCCCGGCUGGACCUGGAACCGGCCUCACUGGCUGGCGUGGUGUGCCACACUUCGGAGCCCAAGGACAUCGGCAUAGAUACAGGGGUGCCCUUCGUCAUGGUGGCGGCCGACCUGGACCUGUGCGCAGGGCUCAAGAGGACCACGGACGUGGCCAUGCUGGUGACCAUGUUCGGCUGGUUCGCCAUGGUCAUCUCCUACCUGGUGUAUUACGUCAGGCACAACCAGGAAGACGCACGGAGACACCUGGAGUACCUCAAGUCCCUUCCCAGCAAACUGGACAGACCAGAGGAGUCCUCUACACUCAGCACAGUGGUGUGA